AUCGUGGAAACCUUUGUCCAAAAUGGCUACCGCACGCCAAACACUGAGAGAUCGUCAAGUCGGUAGGUGUGUACUCUCCUGCCAGCUUAGCUUAUACCUCUUUGUUUUGUCCUGCUAAUCUCUGCUCCCUUCUUAGCGUCCAUCGAAAAGAUCCUUAACUUCAAUCACGCACAGGCGAAACACGAACCCGAAAUCAACGGCCUAGUUCCUUCGUCUGCUCCCAUCCUGAACGAUGAGGGUGAACCUAUAUGGAAGGUUUUGGUUUUUGACAACCUCGGCCGAGACGUCAUAUCUUCUGUCCUUAGAGUACAAGACCUUAGGAAUUUUGGUGUGACUAUACAUCUCAACCUGCUCUCAUCGCGCCACCCAAUCCCGGAUGUGCCGGUUGUAUACUUUGUCGAACCGACGGCUGAGAACAUUACCGCUAUUUCCAACGAUUUGACUAACAAUCUCUAUGACAUCGCCUACGUCAAUUUCCUAUCGUCGGUUCCGCGGACUAUCCUGGAGGACUUUGCGGCACUGACUGCUCAGAAUAACACCUCUGAGAAGAUAGCCCAGGUUUACGACCAGUAUUUGAACUUUGUAGUUUCGGAACCGGAUCUGUUUAGCUUGAACUUGAAUGAUGUUUAUUACACACUUAAUUCGGCUCAGGCUGCCGACAGUGCUAUUGAGCAAGCUAUAGAUAAAGUCGUCAGUGGUCUGUUUUCAGUAGCAGUUACUAUGGGUAUAGUCCCUUUCUGCCUUUACAAACCCCGGCAGUACUGACUCCUACAUUCAGGAUCUAUUCCUAUAAUUCGUGCGCCUAAAGGCAACGCCGCCGAAAUAAUAGCCCAGAAGCUCGAUCGUAAACUCCGGGAUCAUGUCCUCAAUUCUCGCGAUAACAAUCUCUUCUCAACCCGCGCUGGCGUCACUGGCACCUCGCAGUCCCGUCCAGUCUUGAUUAUCCUUGACCGCAAUAUUGACCUGAUUCCCAUGCUUUCACAUUCGUGGACCUAUCAAUCACUUGUACACGACGUGCUCAACAUGCGGUUAAACAGGAUCACCGUCGAGACAAUUGAGGAAGGUGGAAAGGUUAGCAAAAAGAGUUAUGAUCUGAUUUCAAGCGAUUUCUUUUGGGCCAAAAAUGCAGGAGUGCCUUUUCCACAGGUAGCAGAGGACAUCGACGCAGAGUUGACUCGGUAUAAAGAAGAUGUUGCGGAAAUCACCAAGAAGACCGGGGCUGCAUCAUUGGAAGAUUUACAAAAGUAAGGCUCACAAUGUCCCACUAAUUCUGGGAACUCUCUAAUAGCCGUAGUGACAUCAGCUCUUCCGCCCAACAUCUGAAAGCAGCCAUUACUCAACUCCCAGAUCUGCGCGAUAGAAAGUCUGUCUUAGAUAUGCAUAUGAAUAUUGCUACCGCCCUACUUAAAGGCAUCAAGGAGCGCCAGCUGGAUAACUUCUUCCAAAUUGAGGAGGCUAUCACUAGGCAGAAUAAGGCCCAACUGCUAGAAGUCAUCAACGACCCGGAGAGAAAAAACCCGGUUGACAAAUUAAGGAUGUUCAUUAUCUGGUAUAAGAAAUCUCUUGGCGUUGUAUAGUCGUUAUCUAACCUGGAUAUUAGGUACUUGAGCACGGAGAACGACGUUACUAGAGGUGAUAUGCAAGAAUAUGAGGCAGCCUUGAAGGGAGCUGGAUGUGACCUUGAACCGCUAGCCUACGUCAAGAAGUAUAAACACCGAUUCAUUCCCUUCAAGUCGAAAUCAACUAACCCUAACCCCAGAGUCCGCGAAAUCACUCGUAUGACAAUGAUGGCAUCGGCACCUUCUCAACCUGCCGCCCAGAGUGCCGGAGGCGAUCUCUUCAAAGGGUUUAGUUCAAUCUCCAACAGAUUGACGGAUCGUCUCAAGGAUGCCGGCGCGCUCGGCGGUGGCUUUGAGAAUCUGAUUUCUGGUGUCAAAAAUUUCCUUCCGGUGAACAAGGACUUGACGAUCACUAAGAUUGUUGAGUCUCUGAUGGAUCCAACAUCUUCGUCCACCUCAGCACUCGCCAAAACUGAAAACUACCUUUAUCUUGAUCCCCGUUCAUCCACCUCUCGUACAGGACCGUCUACUCGACUCGGGCCAGACGGUAGGCCAAUCACUGGAGGACCUACUUUUGGCCAGAGGAGGCAGGGAUUUACGGAGGCAGUGGUAUUCACGGUUGGUGGAGGCAACAUGGAGGAAUAUGGUAAUCUGCAGGAGUGGAGUAGAAGGGUAAAUGACGCCACCGGCGCAGGAGGCACCAGGCGGAAGGUAGUCUAUGGAAGCACUGAGUUGAUUAGUGCAGAGAAUUUUGUGGGAGGAGAGUUGAAGCGGUUGGGCCAGGAAGGUUAG
This is a messenger RNA of Tuber aestivum (summer truffle), 2351 nucleotides long. The record is from the annotation of a GenBank genome assembly. NCBI's taxonomy places the organism in Eukaryota, Fungi, Ascomycota, Pezizomycetes, Pezizales, Tuberaceae.